Messenger RNA from Bufo gargarizans (Asiatic toad), 2145 nucleotides. RefSeq names its product hyphal wall protein 2-like. The record is from RefSeq and is a predicted model, not a curated record. Bases 1 to 2145 code for a protein of 714 amino acids. NCBI's taxonomy places the organism in Eukaryota, Metazoa, Chordata, Amphibia, Anura, Bufonidae. The transcript has 2 exons.
AUGGUGCCAACCAGAGGAAAUAGGACCAUUCCUCCAAGUCCCAAGUUCCAGGACUCUCACACUCGGGAUAAUGAAUCACAGAAACGUUGUUCUUUUCCAUUUGUGGAGAGCAGCCGAUACGUCACCAGCAGCCGAGCGCGUCACAGUACCUCCAGAUACGUCACCGGCAGCCGAGCGUCACAGUACCUCCAGAUACGUCACCGGCAGCCGAGCGUCACAGUACCUCCAGAUACGUCACCGGCAGCCGAGCGUCACAGUACCUCCAGAUACAUCAACGGCAGCCGAGCGUCACAGUACCUCCAGAUACGUCACCGGCAGCCGAGCGUCACAGUACCUCCAGAUACGUCACCGGCAGCCGAGCGUCACAGUACCUCCAGAUACAUCACCGGCAGUCGAGCGUCACAGUACCUCCAGAUACAUCAACGGCAGCCGAGCGUCACAGUACCUCCAGAUACAUCAACGGCAGCCGAGCGUCACAUUACCUCCAGAUACAUCAACGGCAGCCGAGCGUCACAUUACCUCCAGAUACAUCAACGGCAGCCGAGCGUCACAGUACCUCCAGAUACGUCACUGGCAGCCGAGCGUUACAGUACCUCCAGAUACAUCACCGGCAGCCGAGUGUCACAGUACCUCCAGAUACAUCAACGGCAGCCGAGCGUCACAGUACCUCCAGAUACGUCACCGGCAGCCGAGCGUCACAGUACCUCCAGAUACGUCACCGGCAGCCGAGCGUCACAGUACCUCCAGAUACAUCAACGGCAGCCGAGCGUCACAGUACCUCCAGAUACAUCAACGGCAGCUGAGCGUCACAGUACCUCCAGAUACGACAUUAGCAGCCGAGCGUCACAGUACCUUCAGAUACGUCACCAGCAGCCGAGCGCGUCACAGUACCUCCAGAUACGUCACCGGCAGCCGAGCGUCACAGUACUUCCAGAUACAUCAACGGCAGCCGAGCGCGUCACAGUACCUCCAGAUACGUCACCGGCAGCCGAGCGUCACAGUACCUCAAGAUACAUCAACGGCAGCCGAGCGUCACAGUACCUCCAGAUACAUCAACGGCAGCCGAGCGUCACAGUACCUCCAGAUACAUCAACGGCAGCCGAGCGUCACAGUACCUCCAGAUACAUCAAUGGCAGCCAAGCGUCACAGUACCUCCAGAUACGUCAUCGGCAGCCGAGUGUCACAGUACCUCCAGAUACGUCACCAGCAGCCGAGCGUGUCAUAGUACCUCCAGAUACGACAUUAGCAGCCGAGCGUCACAGUACCUCCAGAUACGUCACCAGCAGCCGAACGCGUCACAGUACCUCCAGAUACGUCACCGGCAGCCGAGCGUCACAGUACCUCCAGAUACGUCACUGGCAGCCGAGCGUCACAGUACCUCGAGAUACAUCAACGGCAGCCGAGCGCGUCACAGUACCUCCAGAUACGUCACCGGCAGCCGAGCGUCACAGUACCUCCAGAUACGUCACCGGCAGCCGAGCGUCACAGUACCUCCAGAUACGUCACCAGCAGCCGAGCGUCACAGUACCUUCAGAUACGUCACCGGCAGCCGAGCGUCACAGUACCUCCAGAUACGUCACCGGCAGCCGAGCGUCACAGUACCUCCAGAUACAUCAACGGCAGCCGAGCGUCACAGUACCUCCAGAUACGUCACUGGCAGCCGAGCGUCACAGUACCUCCAAAUACAUCAACGGCAGCCGAGCAUCACAGUACCUCCAGAUACAUCAACGGCAGCCGAGCGUCACAGUACCUCCAGAUACGACAUCGGCAGCCGAGCGUCACAGUACCUCCAGAUACUUCACCGACAGCCGAGCGUCACAGUACCUCCAGAUACGUCACCGGCAGCUGAGCGUCACAGUACCUCCAGAUACAUCAACGGCAGCCGAGCGUCACAGUACCUCCAGAUACAUCAACGGCAGCCGAGCGUCACAGUACCUCGAGAUACAUCAACGGCAGUCGAGCGUCACAGUACCUCCAGAUACGACAUCGGCAGCCGAGCGUCACAGUACCUCCAGAUACAUCAACGGCAGCCGAGCAUCACAGUACCUCCAGAUACGUCACCGGCAGCGGAGCGUCACAGUACCUCCAGAUACGUCACCGGCAGCCGAGCAUCACAGUACCUCCAGAUACAUCAACGGCAGCUGA